AAUCCAAUUCCAUACCGUAACUUGACAACUCAAAAUACUGGAUCGUGGUGGAUUAUCCGUCUUGCUAUCUUUCUCCUCGCGUACGGUGAAACAUGGGAAAGACGAAAUCUUUCAAAGAUGAAUUCACCUUUGAGCAAAGAUGCGAAGAAUCACGCGAUAUUAUUGCAAAAUAUCCUGAUCGAGUCCCCGUAAUUGCUGAGAGAUAUUCAAAAACCGACCUGCCUGAAAUGGAAAAGAAAAAAUUUCUGGUACCCCGAGACAUGUCUAUUGGUCAAUACAUUCACAUUUUAAGCAGCAGGCUUCAUCUGACGCCCGGAAAAGCUCUCUUUGUAUUUGUGAAAAAUACAUUACCUCAAACAGCUACUCUGGUGGACUCAGUCUAUGAAUCCUUCAAGGAUGAGGAUGGAUUUCUCUAUAUGUGCUACAGCAGUGAAAAGACCUUUGGCUAUGCUGGAAUUUAUUCUUGUGAAUGUUACUGAACUUCGUAAAGUAAUGCUAAUCCUGUAUUAUUCUGUGUGCAAUUAUGUGUUCUAGUGAAUAUGCCCUGUGACAUCUUCCAGCUGAUAGUAUGGACCCGUGACAUAUGUUUCUUUUAUCAUAUAUUAUCAUAACCACCAA
This is a messenger RNA of Mangifera indica (mango), 618 nucleotides long. RefSeq names its product autophagy-related protein 8i-like. The transcript has 5 exons. Lineage: Eukaryota; Viridiplantae; Streptophyta; Magnoliopsida; Sapindales; Anacardiaceae. Bases 93 to 479 code for a protein of 128 amino acids. The record is from RefSeq and is a predicted model, not a curated record. Gene Ontology annotation, biological process: cellular response to nitrogen starvation.